Messenger RNA from Anguilla anguilla (European eel), 2677 nucleotides. RefSeq names its product vomeronasal type-2 receptor 26-like. Gene Ontology annotation, biological process: G protein-coupled receptor signaling pathway. The record is from RefSeq and is a predicted model, not a curated record. Lineage: Eukaryota; Metazoa; Chordata; Actinopteri; Anguilliformes; Anguillidae. Gene Ontology annotation, cellular component: membrane. Gene Ontology annotation, molecular function: G protein-coupled receptor activity.
AUGAAAGUGAAAAUUCUUUGUUUUAAGGUGCCUGUGUCAGUGUGCAGUGAGAGCUGUCCCCCAGGCACUCGGAAAGCUGUGCAGAGAGGAAGGCCUGUCUGCUGCUAUGACUGUGUGCCCUGUUCCGAGGGAGAAAUCAGCAAUACAACUGAUUCGAUCAACUGCAUCCCAUGUCCAGAGGAAUUCUGGUCAAAUGAACAAAGGAAUCAAUGUAUCUUGAAGAUAACAGAAUUCCUGAAUUUUGAAGAAAUAAUGGGGAUAGUGUUGCUGAUAUUUUCAUUACUUGGUGCUACUUUAACUGUAGGUGUAGCACUAAUAUUCUUUAUGCACAAAGACACUCCCAUUGUGAAAGCAAACAACUCAGAGUUGAGCUUCCUGCUGCUCUUUUCAUUGAAACUGUGUUUCCUUUGCUCUCUUACCUUCAUUGGUCGGCCCUCUGAGUGGUCCUGUAUGCUACGCCACACUGCAUUUGGGAUCACCUUUGUCCUCUGCAUCUCUUGUGUUCUAGGGAAAACAAUAGUGGUGUUAAUGGCCUUCAGGGCUACACUUCCAGGCAGUAAUAAUGAAGUGGUUUGGGCCUCUGCAGCAGAGACUGAGUGUUCUUGCUUUCAUCUCAUACAGGUUCUUAUUUGUGUGCUUUGGUUAACAAUAUCCCCUCCUUUCCCCACCAAGAACAUGAAGCACUUCAAAGAAAAGAUCAUUCUAGAAUGUGAUGUAGGAUCAGCAGUGGGAUUCUGGGCUGUGCUGGGUUAUAUUGGGCUCCUCUCUAUAUUGUGUUUUGUUUUAGCUUUUCUGGCUCGUAAGCUGCCUGAUAACUUCAAUGAAGCCAAAUUCAUCACAUUCAGCAUGCUCAUAUUCUGUGCAGUCUGGAUCACCUUUAUACCAGCUUAUGUCAGCUCACCUGGGAAGUUCACUGUAGCUGUGGAGAUCUUUGCUAUUUUAGCAUCCAGCUAUGGAAUGCUUUUCUGUAUUUUUGCUCCAAAAUGUUACAUUAUUUUGGUGACACCAGAGAAGAAUACAAAAAGGCACAUGAUGGGAAAGAUACCACUAAAAUAACUCUAAACCCAAAACAAUCAAUCCACCACAACUAUGAACCUAAUUAGAUUUACUGUGCACCCGCUAAAUGUAAUAAUCAUAUGAUCCUUAACAAUACCAAUCCAUACUAUUUGUACUAUCCUAAAUGGUACAUAAAUUACAUGUGAUUUACAUAGGAAACAAACCAUAUCUAAACGUUUCAGUGUCAGGUUACAUACAACUAUGACUGUAAGAGACCAUAAGGGAAAUCAGGGGGCUGUAGGAGGGUUCCACAACAACACAAUAACAACCAUCAGCAUAUAGCAAAUGUGAAAUGCAUACCCAUAGUGGUGCUACCGGAGUGCUUCAAAGUUUAAAAGGAAAAAAAAAAAAUUAAAAAACAGUGUGUCACUAAUUAAUACUACAACAAAUUUAUCAUAGGUCCAAUCUACACCAAAAUAGCUCACAGGCAUCACAGCAUACCGUUCUGCAAAUGAUAGAUAAUGUUUUUUUGGUUAGAAAUUCUUGGAGUUCUGAAUGAAAAUGGAAAAAUGAAUACUGUUCUGCUAGGAGAAACAGUAAUAUCUAACUUCUGCAUUGUCCAAUCAUCAUGAAAAAACACUGACAGGAGAAGCACGUAUCUCUAAAUAACUGAGUCAAAUUUCAGAAUAAUAGCCUAACUCACAUUUUUUAAUUGACACAUUUUUUUUUAAUUGAUCUGAAUGAUCUCCAUUGAAGUCAAUGUGAAAAGUCAACAUAUUUACAUGUCUUCCCUAACAAAACUCUCAUCGAGCUCCCCUGUAGCUAUACUAAGCAAAAGAAACUGUUCCAUCAUGGGACCAAUUUGUUUACUAACUUUACACGUGCUAUCGUUCUGCAACAUUACAAGUUAAAUGUACGUAGUCUAUGUACUUUCCUGCGACGGCAAGCAAAGCACAGCUUUCCACCUCCAGCAUGGAUGGAAGACAAGCACGAAACAGUCCAGACCCAUGGCGCAUGCAUCCGACUAAACAUCCCUCUCGGAUCGUCGUGACCACAAUUUGCCAUGCAUAGCCCACGGCGGCAGUUCUUGCGUGCCGUGGGAAAAACCAGGACAGAGCCCGGGUUUUUCUACAAACAGUGCAACUGAGAUCCAAAGCACGGAACCAUCUGCGCUCCCGCAAUAAGACUGUCAAACAUCAAGGCAUUAACUAGCUUAGGAAACUGCUGUUUGUUCUUGGUUUUCAAAAAAAUUGUAGGUAAUGUUGUGUUCAGAUUAUAUCAUGUUGCUUGUUUGUUAGCUACAGCCGCCAAGCCCACACAGCUAACUCUAUUACCAACAGUACCUUACAACCCACCUUCCUUUAAAUCGAGAUCUGUGCAUGUGUUCUCCCUUGCACUAAUAUAUACUCAGUUGAUAUUUGGUCUUGUAUAUUUACAAUGCAACGGUACACUGAGAUUAGCUAGAUGUAGCUAACUUCGGUAGCCACUAGUAUUCCAUUCCCCUGAUCUCCAGCCAUAUUUCACACCACAUGCUAAAAGUGGAUUCAUAAUUCACUCCAAAAAAAGAGCCAUUGUUCUCUCAGGCACCACAUGUGCUGGUUAACACAGACGUGGCUAGACACACACAUGCAACAUGCUACCCCCUUUCAUAUCCUCUCUUAUUUAGCCUUUAAUGAUUAUA